AUGCCGAUUCUCAACAAUCAACGCGGACGGACAAUGGCUGUGAGGAGAGUUGGUCAGAGCAAGAAUGAUCCAGCGCCUCGUCUUCUGACUAUAGUCGGGGGCUCAUCAAGACAGAAGGUGGCCGAGAAUGUUGACGAUCCUCCGGUUUCUAGCGAUGACGAGGGCGAAUCCGACAAUACCCUUGAAACUGACAGUCCUAUGAACGCAAUGAGUCAAAGAAAAUCACCCCUCAAAGGCAGUCAAACCAGCAGGGCGCGAAAUACGAAGAAAAUUUCCUCUUUUGUUGGCAGCUCGGAUAGUUGUGGGGAUGGAGAUGAGCGAGUAGUGCGCGCGAACAUCAAAAGCACUAGCUUUGACACGCCGCAACAAACCCGAAGCAAAAGAAAGGAUUCACCUAUCGAACGAGCAGAGAAAUCGGAAGAUUUAGACAGCAAAAGACGCAAAACGGGUACUCAACGUAAAGAACCUAGGAACACGCCGCCGACCAGCUCCGGAGAACACUUGAAAAAUGAACUAGGGCUUCCAAGAACCAGGAAAUCCAAAGUCACAUACAAGAGAAGAGAGCAGAGCUCACAGGAACAACCGGUUAGGAAAGGUUCGACAGACACCCGAGUAAUUUCUCGGUCGAUUCCUUCUGGUGGAAUAGGGAAGAAGAAAGAGCCCGCCAAGCUACAGGUGCCCUCUUCGUUGCCCUCUUCGCCACAGAGCCCCGAAAGGCCAAAAAUGGACAGACUUCGGUUGCCUUCCGGCCCUAGUUCUUCAUCGCCUCCUAGCAAGCCUACACUCAAGCUGUACAACUCAAUCAAAUCACCACAACAGUCUACUCGUAGCAGGCGGCUGAAAAAAAAAGAGUCAGAAGCAAAAGGAAGGUCUCCAUCUCCGCCUCCUGCAAUUUUCAAAAUGCCCGUGUCAAUAUCAGACCUACAGCUUCGAUCGCCAAGGAAAGGCAGAAUAGAAGAACCAUUAACAGACGACCCUUCGGACAUGGAGAACCAAGAUGGCCAGGCCGAAAAAUCAAGUGCGGACGAUGGAAUCAAAAGUGUGGAAGCAGAAACGGUGUGUCCUUGGUGCGGAGAACCCGUUGACAAGAAGUUCCUUGACGAUUUUGCCAAGGGUAGACGUUUAAAUGUGCGGCUACAAAGCAAAUUUUGCCAGAAACAUAAGAAACAAACAGCCAAGGAACUUUGGCAGCAGAAGAGCUAUCCAGAAGUCGAGUGGGAUGGGCUGGAAGACCGAUUCGAAAAAUAUCAUAAAUUGUUGCUUGGUGUCAUAAACGGAGGAGCUUCACACUUCCGUUUCAUCCAUGAGAAGAACAUUUUAUCUGGAAAAGCGAGGUCCAUGAAGAAAGAAGACAACAUGGUUCCAGGAUACUACGGACCACGCGGGUUCAACCUGAUGUGUGACUAUUUGGUUAACGAAUUUAGCGAGUUGCUGAGGGAGAAAGCAGUGGAUGACCGGGUGAUUGCUGGCCGUGGAUCCGCAGCCUUCAUCCAGACCGUGCUCGUGGCCGAGCUGGCAGUGCGCUUGAUUAUGGAAGACAUGAAGGUUGCUGAGGAGGAAGCCAGGGCUAUCCUGGACGAGAGCAAGACUUUGGGUGAAAUGAUUCAUGGAGAGACAUGA
Molecule: messenger RNA, 1620 nt
Organism: Metarhizium robertsii ARSEF 23
Lineage: Eukaryota; Fungi; Ascomycota; Sordariomycetes; Hypocreales; Clavicipitaceae
Exons: 1
Coding region: 1-1620 (539 amino acids)
Source: RefSeq, a predicted model, not a curated record